Molecule: messenger RNA, 459 nt
Organism: Jaminaea rosea
Lineage: Eukaryota; Fungi; Basidiomycota; Exobasidiomycetes; Microstromatales
Product: calmodulin
Exons: 6
Coding region: 1-459 (152 amino acids)
Molecular function (GO): calcium ion binding; enzyme regulator activity
Source: RefSeq, a predicted model, not a curated record
AUGGCUGACCAACUGUUCAAGGAGGCCUUCUCCCUCUUCGACAAGGACGGCGAUGGAAGCAUCACAGUCAAGGAGCUCGGCACCGUCAUGCGCUCCUUGGGCCAGAAUCCCACCGAGGCUGAGCUUCAGGACAUGGUCAACGAGGUUGACGCCGAUGGGAACGGAAGCGUCGACUUUGCAGAGUUCAUCGGACUCAUGGCCCGCAAGCUCCGCGACGUCGACAGCGAAGAGGAGAUCAAGGAGGCAUUCAAGGUCUUCGACAAGGAUGGCAACGGAUUCAUCUCAGCCGCUGAGCUUCGUCAUGUGAUGACAAACUUGGGCGAGAAACUCUCAGACCAAGAGGUCGAGGAGAUGAUCCGAGAGGCAGAUGUCGAUGGGGACGGGCAGAUCAACUACCAGGAGUUCGUGAACAUGAUGAUGAGCAAGCCCUUCACCAAUUCACAGCCUGCGACCAUCUGA